AAAACAUGGCGGCUUUGCCAACGCGGGACUGUGUAAACUCUUAGUUUAAAGUUAACAAAAAUGAAGGUUAAGGUCCUUUCAAGGAACCCAGCAGACUAUAUUCGGGAAAGAAGAACCGAUAUUCAUAAGAUCCAUCGAAAUUUUGAUCCUUCGUUGCAUCCAUUCGAAGCACCGCGCGAAUAUACACGGGCACUGAAUGCCAUCAAACUCGAACGCGUGUUUGCCAAACCGUUUGUUGGUUCGUUAGGCGGACACACAGACGGUGUAAAUUGCAUUGCUAGACAUCCAAGGAGUCUAUCUGUGUUGCUGUCUGGGUCUUGCGAUGGAGAGGUGAGUAUUUAUUGCACUUCUGUGGCGAAAUGACUGAUUCGAGGGACUAAUCGAUUUCUUGAACAAGUGUUUGAAGAGUAACUUCUCCCAAUAAUGUUAAUACAUCACCACUAUAUGGUUAUGAGAAUAGAGAAAUGCAUCAGCUAGAAGGUUUUAUUCUCAUUUAACGAAAAAAAUCUCAUAUAUCAGAUUUUGCUUACAUAAACCUUAAACUUCUAGUAGUGAUCAACAUGUAACUUCUCCCAAUAAUAUCCAUACAUUAUUCAGCAAACAGGUAAUGAGAAUACUUCAAGGGGGUAAGUUUCUAAAGAAACUGUGGUGCUGAAUCAGUGCGAGAGUAUAACAGGGUAAUUUAGUGAAGUAAACAAGUUGAUAACAUAAUUUGGCCACUGUUAAGAGUUUCAAAACUGAUGUUUCCAGCAUUUGCCCUUUGUCAAAGUGAAUUUAAAGAUACUUCAACUUUUAAAACAAAGUUGUUUUGUUGAUCUAAUACAAAAUUCCUUUACCAAAUUUACAAGGAAAUAUCUAGCAGCUAGAGGGGAGAAUUGAUAAUCAGAUCUUGGGAGGUAAAGGGUUAACCCAUUCACUCCCAAGAUCUCAUAUAUGUUAGUGAUUCGCUUUACUCUCUGUCACACGACUCUUAUGAUGGGUGUUUGGAGAAUUUGUUAUUGAUGAGGAUAAUCCCCUAAUUGAUAGUUUUCUUUAUUUCCAUCACUUGUCUGGUUGAUAUUGCAAUUAAUUAUUGCUAACAAUUUUCCUUACAAUGACACAAGGUGUCAUUGUAAGGAAAAAUUACAUGUAGAUGCUAAUCACUCUCAGGGAUCAAGGGGUUAAUGUGGGACUAAAGACUUUCCAAACUUUGGGCUGCAGUUAUUAUUUCACAAGAUAUUGAGUUAUGUGUUGUAUUUGUGAUAUUUUAGAUUCGCUUGUGGAGUUUGCCACGUAGAGAGUGCCUCAAGACAUUAACAGCACACACUGGUUUUGUGCGUGGUUUGUGUACCUCUCCCUCUGGAAAUACUUUUCUCUCUGUAAGUUCUAUACCUGUACUUAGUUUUACAGUUGAAUAUAGGGGGUAAGUUUCUAAAGAAACUGUGGUGCUGCAUUGGUGGGAGAGUAUAACAGGGUAAUUUAGUAUUAUCAACUGAGUUGAUAACAUAAAUUGGUCACCGUUAAGAGUUUCAAAGCUGAUGUUUCAAGCAUUAGAUCUUCAUUAUUUGCUCUGAAAAACGCUCCAAACGUCAGCUUUGAAACUCUCAACGGAGGCCAAUUUACACUAUACAUCAUCAACUCAGUUGGUAUCACCAAUUAGUUAGUUUUACGGUUAUUUGUUUAAGUGUGUGAAGUAGUGGCUUAGUCCUUAUGAGCUCAACUUUGAACAGAGAGCUCUUUGGUAAUUACUGUUAACAUAAACAUUGAUUAAUUAGAAAAUAGUAAAUUUAUAUAGCACUUAUGGCAGCCUCUCAGUGCUUUACAAUAUGAAAGAGAAAGAAACAUAGAGAUUCCAUGUUUCCGUGCUUCUAUUUAACAAAUAGAUUCAAAGUUGCCAUGUGUCUGUUCAGUAAUAGAUCACAGAUGAUGUCAAAAUGUGGUAAGAACAAAAAAGUGGCAUACAAGGUGCAGCCAAGUGUGUCACUGAUGUUCUUACCACAUUUUGACGUCCUCUGUGAUCUAUUACUGAACAGACGCGUGGCAACUUUGAAUCUAUUUGUUUUAUAUAAUAAAGAAUUGAAAAAAGUUUUAAUGAUGACGUCAUCUACAUGUCUGUCCUCCAAUAGAUCAUAAGUGAGAAAAAAGCCGAAUGCAUGCAUAACUGAGCUUAUUAUAUAAUUAGUAAUAGAUGGCAGAUGAUGUUAGAAUGUGGUUACCAUUAGAACGAAAAAGUGGAACACAAGGUACAGAUGAGUAGGUUACUGAUGUUCCUAUUAGUUUAACAAAUAGAUUUCAUGUUGCAGUGCUUCUGUUCAGUUAUAGAUGGCAGGUGAUGUCAGAAUGUGGUUACCGUAAAAACAAAAAAAGUUGCACACAGGAUGCAGCAGAGUGUGUCACUGUUGUUCUUUCCACGUUUUGACUUUUUCUCUGAUCCAUUACUGUACAGACUCACAGCAACAUGGAAUCUAUUUGUUUUAAGGAAGCAAACGAUUGUUAGUGGUGAGGUUGUCUAUGUGUUUCUCUGCCAGUAGAUCGUAAGUAAAAACCUAUAAAACUUAUUAUGUAAAUAAGCUUAUUACAUACGAAAACAAAAGUAGCCAUUUUUCCCACACAACAGGUUGGGGAUGACAAAGUUAUAAAACAGUGGAGCAUGGAACAAAGCUUUGAUAUCAGCUUGGAGAAUUCACAGACUCCAAUCAACACCAUCAUUGGCAAGGUAUUACUUAAAAAAAAAUGUAUCAAACAAAGUUAUGAAGGUUCUAUCCCAGUGAGGUUGAAAACUUCAUAUUUUUCUUUAUCAAAAAUAUAGAAACAAUAGCCCCCAUAACCCUCUGCACCCUGACAUCAGUAUGCAUAUUCUCCAUACUGUUCUCUAUACAUUUCCUAAAGUGCUGACAAGGAGAAUUUGUUUCACAAUCAAGGACUUCUUAAGUUGUGGAUCAUUUCCUUCAUUCUUGUGACCUUAAAAUGUUUGAUUCAAGGGAGAUAUUGUAAGGAGAAAUUAGAUGCUGGUCACUCUUGGGGAUCAAAGGGUUUUUACAAAAUGGUGCAAAAACUUUCCAGGAUAUGUUCCCAGAAGUGAAUAGUUUUCCUUAAGGAAACUGUGAACUCCAAAGAACAGAUAAUGUAUGUGGGUGUAAAUAUUUGAGCAUGCUUUCUGCCAAAUGAAGACUAUUGUGUUUAUCAUUCUUCAAACACUUAUUCCAAUGUGUUGAACAAAAUGUUUAUAAACUGCUUUUGGUUUGGAAUGAAUCUUGACUAUUAAGAGCAACUUUCUGUAUGAACAAAAAUGGAAGAAAAGAAAAACAAACUGAAAACCUGCCAUCAUGAGGGAUCCAUCCAGAGCCCUUUCCUUGCAAGAAGAAGCGCUAUAUAUUGCGCCAAGUUUGCAGAGUGUAAUUGUUGUUGGGAAUUUUCUUUCAGCAAGCAGACUAUAUGGAUAAAAUGCAACUUUUUCUUACUAAAAGUUUUUAAAUACAAAGUCAGUUCAGGGGACUCAACAUCUCAACCUGUAUGAUUAAUUUUCUACUUUCAGUGGCUCCAUGCCACUUUGAUUCUUGUCACUGAUAUUGUAGCUUCUCUUCUAUAGAAUCUCUACCAUGGUAUUGACCACAGCUGGAAGAGCAAUGACUUUGCGACGUGUGGAGAGCAAGUUGAUAUUUGGAACGAGAACAGAGCUGAUCCUAUUCGGAGCUUCAACUGGGGUGUGGACACUAUUCACAGCAUCAAGUUCAACCCUAUUGAGGUUUGACCUUUUGUUUGAAUUUUUUAACCCUUUAAUCCAUGAGAGUGAUCAAUACAGAAUUUCUUCUUAAAAUUUCAAUACAAUAUCAACCAGAUAAGUGAUGAGAAUAGAGAAAAAUAUCAAUUUGGGUAUAAUCAGUUGAUCCAAUACUAAAUUCUCUGAACUGACAUUAGAAAAAUUGUAUGGUUGACAGUAAGGAGAAUGACAAAUUUGAUCUGGGAGUUAUAGGGUUAAGACCCCAACAGUGUUGUGCAUAUUUUCUAUGUUCAUCUCUGUACAUUCCCAUUGUUACUGACAAGAAGAAUUCGUUAGACAAUCAAAGCCUCUUUAGAUGUGGAUCAUUUCUUCUUUUUUCGUGAAUUUAAUGUUUGACUCAGGAGUAUGACUGUAAUGAGAAAUUACAUGCUGGUCGCUCUUAGAGUUUAAAGGGUUAACCGGUUUGUUGCAAGAGCUACAUUAUUUUGAUAUAUUCUACAACUUUCUCCAAAGUGCCACACAUAAUCACCAUGGUAGAGAUAAAAAUUACUUCUAUUAGUGAGACAGUGUGAAGUGUUUGUACUUGAAAUAAAUUCAAAAACAGCUUGAAAAGUCCCUCUCCAUCAAGCUCAGUUCGAAUUAUUAUUUGUUAGAAGUACGAAGAGUCUGAAAAAAGUGGCGCCUUGAUUGAGCGCUGCUUCUGAGUUGACGAAAAACUUAAAUAAAUGCCGCGGCACUAUAGAACAAUUUUCGCAUGAGUAAUCAGAAAUUGCUUUGAUUUUGCUUUUACUUUACUCUACACUGUGAUUGGUCCAGAAAACUCGCGGCGUCGUCUCAACUUAUCAGAUGCAACACUAAAACAAACGCGACUUGGCCAUUCGCGUUUUCCCGCACUUUAUCCAGUUUGCUCGUUUUCACUUUGAGUUCCCAUUGGCUAAUGAUAAUGUAAAACUUUGUUCUGAUUGGUUUUAAUUUUUGCGACACUAAAUUGAAUGCUGCUCCAUCGAUUGAAUUUGGUUUUCCCUGAUCUGUAUUGAAUACCAUAAAGAAAAAAAAAACAGCAAUAAACAAAUAAAUAAUCAACGCUUCAUUCCCCUAACUUAAAAACUUUGGAGAACAUUGCUUACUGUGUUAUUUCGUUCCCAGACACACCUUCUCGCUAGCACCGCUUCCGAUCGUAGCAUCAUCCUUUACGACAUGCGGGGUUCCGCUCCUCUGCGUAAGGUUGUCAUGGAAAUGAGAAGCAACACAGUGGCCUGGAACCCACUCGAAGCGUUUGUCUUCACUGCAGCCAAUGAGGAUUCAAAUCUGUACACGUAUGAUAUACGCCGAUUCAAAGAGCCAGUCAACGUGCACAUGGAUCACGUGUCUGCCGUACUCGACGUAGAUUACUCACCCACUGGACAAGAAUUUGUAAGCGGCAGUUAUGACAAGACGAUAAGGAUUUUUGAGCGGGAUUCUGGGCGAAGCAGGUAAGAAUCUGUCUGAAGUUUAGAAAGAGACAAGAUGUUUUAAAGCCAAUGUUUUCACAGAGUCGAAUUCCUAAAAAAUAAUUCUUACUGAAACAUUAUAGAUUUAAUGCAAAUAUGACGGACUGCUCGAUCGGGUUGAGUUGCACGAAAUUCCCGGCCCCCCCUCCCCUCUUAAAAUGCAACGAACAAACUUUGGUCCCCUCUGCGAUCGUUAAGUCGUUUCCUUCGUCUUAAACGAACUGCACGAAUCCACUGUUUCCGCCUCAGAGGCGAACAGGGAAACCGAAAAAAGGCAAAAAGCCUUCCCCUUUGGAAGAUCUUAAUUCCUUUUUAUGUCAUCUAGGAACACAAAAACUUAUAGGCAUAUCAAAAGAGAACAGAAUGGAUCGACAAUGACGCAUUACUUUUCAAGGGUUGCGCUAUGAAACAAAGGCUGAGGCCGUACAAGCCUCGCCUUUUUUGAACUCAACUCAGGGCAGCCGAGUAGACCGCCAUGUUUGCAUUCGGUGUAUGGGAAACUUGCAACUGAACUGGAAAUAAACAUAGAGAGUACCGAUUCUUUUACAAUAGUCUAAAGUUUUUCCUAUGCUUCAACAGUGCUUAAUCAUGGGGUGAGAUUUUUGUUUGGUACAUGUAGGCCACCUCAGUUUAAUUAUUCCCGCUCAAACGUUUUAUUGGUGUCGGUGAGGGUUUCAUUUUUCAAUUUUGUACAUAACAAUUGUCUGAAGUCUGUAUUGGUCUUGAGUUUGACAGACCCUCAUGGCUAGACUUUGAUUUGUUUAAACAGGGAAGUCUACCAUACCAGCCGAAUGCAACGCGUAUCCUGUGUGAGGUUUAGCGGGGAUUCCACUUAUGUACUUUCUGGAAGUGACGAGACAAAUAUCAGGUGAGUUGCGACGAUCUUACAGCGUAGCUGUAAAGCAAGCAUUCACGCAAUACGACCUGGUAACAGUGGACAAGAAGAGCACUUCGUGGAAUGUCCCUUGCCUAUUUCCCAUUCCUAUUGUUACUAUUAUACUGACGAGGACGUAUCUUUCUUAACAGAAUAUGGAAAGCUAAUUCUUCACAGAAGCUGGGAGCGGUAAGAGACCGAGACAUUCAUUCGUUAUUUUUUCUAUUCACUGAAUUUUAGUUGUUUUUCUUUCCAUAUCUAGUAAGCUACAUUUUCUUCUGCAUUUUAGCUUGCACCACGAGAAAAAGCAGCUUUCAGUUACAAUGCAAAGUUGAAAGAGAGGUUUAAACAUCAUCCCCAGCUGAAGAGAAUUAAAAGGUAGGCGAAAUUUGCAAGAUAACAAAGAAGUUUGUAAUGAAUAAUCAAGGGCGCAUUUGAUUGGUGAUCAUUUUCUUUAUUCUCGAGACCUUAAGAUGUGACUCGAGGGCAAAACUGCAGGGAGAAAUUAGUUGCUGGUCAUUCAUUGGGGUUACUUUGCAUGUCUUUAAGAUUUCCCUUAAUUAAUAAUUUGUUUUUUUGUUGUUUUAUUUUAGACAUCGCCAUGUUCCCAAAGCGGUUUUUAAGGCAGCCAAGGAAAAGAAGAUAAUGAUGGCUUCUAUAAAGAGGAAGUAUGUGGCCAUUACAGCCAUUUUGUUGUGUUACAUCAACACAGCGGUAAAUUGUCGGGCAUGCGCAAGGGGAUGAAUUCUGGCCGGCCGUGCGCCAAUUUCCCGCGCAAAAUUCCAAAGGGAAACAUAGGGAACAACCGUCGUCUCGCAAAAUAAGAAGAACGUUCAUUGAAAUUCGUAAAAGGAAACAGAAGUAAGGAAAAGUAAAACUAAAGAUUUUCGGACACAAAGCUCAUUCAGGUGCAGGUUUCCUGGUGAUUUACCAUUUUGUUGUGAGCUUUAACAACAAAAUACGCUUUUAAAUCAUCGUGACUUACUGACUUGUGUGGUUGUUAGUAACUCCUGUGACACAACUUAGUGCUGGAAGCCUGUUUUAAACCUUUAUGAAUGGAGUCGUUAUUUAUUGAUUUCCAAUAUUCUUUUUCUACAGGGAGGAGAACAGACGUAUUCAUAGUAAGCCAGGAAGUGUGCCUCGUGUUGCGGAAAGAAAGAAACAUGCUGUUGCCGUCGUUGAAUAAGCAAGCAAACAAAGAAAGGUGCGCUGAUAAGUAUUUACAAGCAUGGCGGAUCCUUGACCAGGCGAUUGAAACAGAGGAACGUGAAGUACAUCAACGCAAAUCACUUGUGACCUGUGACACAAUUCCGAUAUAGUGUAUAAAAGGAAACGUUUCGAGCUUCUUUUUGUACGAGAAUUUGCGGAGUUAUGAGCGAUGAUUGUCGGAAAAAACUCCUGGACCGAAAUUUACCGACUUGUUAAAGCAGAAUAUCGGAUUUUAUUUUAUUUUGUUUUAAUAAUCUGGCGAGGAAUGACUUGAUUCUGGGAACAGUUUGAAGCGUCUUUUUCGGGGCAUUGUGGCACAUUUUGCGGACUAAAGGGAAGAUUUUGGUGCGCUAAAAUGCAUUUUAGCCUGCUCGCACGCCCUCAUGAUUGUUCAGACUGUUAUGUUGUCAUAUUUUUCAGUUUAUAAUUUUUUAACGUCCUCCAAUGUGAUUCAAAGAGUAAUAGGGUUUGUGUUUUUGGACAUAAAUAUGUUUUGAGCCUUUUUUCGGGGCUCAUUUUAACCCUAUAACCUCUAAGAGUGACUGGUAUCUAAUUUCCUCUCACCAUAUCACCCCUGAAUCAACCAUCAAGGUCAGGAGAAUAAAGGAACUGAUCACUAACUAAAGAAGCUCUUGAUUGGCCGACACAUUCUCCUUGUCAACACCCAAGGAAAUGUAUAGAGAACAGUAUGGAGAAUAUGCAUACUGAUGUUAGGGUGUAAAGGGUUAAUACUCGCCUAGUUGCUCGGGCUAAAAUUACUCUGAGUCUGGCCCAAAACAUAUUUAUGCUCGUGAACAUAAACUCUGUGAAACUUUAGUCUAAUCGUCGGUGUGAGUGUAGUCCUGAGAAGGACUGUUGUCGGUGUAAUUGUUAAGAACAACUCCCUGAAAAAACCUGUUGGCCGACAAUCCGGCAAUUGUCGGCUGACAGUUUUAAGCAGACCUUUUGGCCGAUGACAGACGGCUGACAAUCGGCAAUCUCUUGGUGAUCUGUCGGUAGCUUGUCUGUUACGAUAUACCGUAUUUAUCGUCCAAACUUCAUCUGACUCAAACGCUACAGUGGGUAGAGGGAUGUAUUCUCUGGAAUUCCGGCCAAAUUUAGCGUCAGUACGUACGGGAAUUGACGAAAUACUGAUAUCGCAAUCUAUCUGCCAUAUUGGAAAGGUAAUCUAGAACCCAGCUACCUGCUCACUUAUGAACUAAUAAUCGUAUUACUGCGCAGAAAAGUUUAUUAGGACGACGAUGACAUGGUUGAUCAAUCAGACAUGGUUUGAUGCUACUCUGGUUUACAGAUUUAAUGAAUUUAACGGAAGAAGUUACAAUUCAUAGACCCAACGUUUCGACCCUCUUGUCCGACUCUCCUGUCCAGUACCUUCUUAAUAUAUUUUAUGGUUGAUCAAUUUUUGGUAUCGUUUAUACUGUACUUCAAAUUCAUUCACUCAAAUUCAUUCCUUCAAAGACAUAAGAAACUAGACUCAUGAUAAACAUCAAGUAUACCCACAUUUCAUACCAAAAGGUGGUUUGCAAUGCAUUUUAGGGCGAUUUGUGAUUUUCAGCAAUGUGAUUGUUGACAUCAACCUUCCCCGUCUUAUGCUUGUGUUCAGUCAGUCUUUUUGUGAGGUUUCUGUCAGUCUCUUCGAUGUAGAGGGCUUGGCUGUCGGCCGAGCAGAUGAUCCUAUAAACCGCUUCCUGUCUGUUCUCUAGAUCAUCACGACAAAACUGACCAAUCGGGUUUUACGAACGGGACUUUGAACUUCCGACUAACAAAAACUACCCACUUGACUUUGAUGAUGACUUCCGCUCAGGUUAAAGAAAACUCAGUCACUACAACCGAUAACAGUCUUUCUCACGACUUCAAUGAAGCCAUGUACUGUUCGACUAAAACUCUAUUGUUUUAUUUAUAUUUACCAAAGAGAAGGAGCUAUAGCUAACAGUGAAACGUUUUUAAGAAUAGAUUGGGGUAGUGAUGUUAGCUUGUCGUGUUGGAAUAUCAUUUUGUGAUAAUAAUUUUAAUAGAGCUUUUAAAAUCAUGGCAAUUAUUUUUGCAUUAGCGUUCAGCGUUUGUAUGUCAGUUCUUCAGCCUUGCGUGCCAUCGAGUUGAAAAAUGAUUAUGCAGAAAAAUUCUCAAUAUUGAUACUAGAUACCUCUAAAAGAUGACCAUCAAUGCGAUUUGGAGUAUAAUUGAAAAAUUCGACUUGGAAAAUUACCAUUUUCAAUGCGCCUUUCUAUGAGUGUUUUAUUUCCGUCUAUUUGUUCAAGAUAUCGGAAAUUAAAGUAAAUUUUUAGGUGAUUUGAAUCAUGUUCCCAACAAGAUUUGCAAACUAAUGCUGCUAUUUUUCGUGAUCAGUGAAAAAUUGAAUGAGAAAACAAUUUUAGUUAAAAGAGCCGCGUCUGAAACAGUUAUAUUCAAGGAGAUUUUCUGUCGUGAUUCAUCAACUUACGAUUUCCUGAAGCUAUUAUUUUGCAGGUUCGCCUUUUUUUAUAUUCACGCCAAGGAAAAAAACCUUAUUGAAAUAUCAAUCCAAAACUUUGAAAGAAUCAAAUUAGGCACGAAUCACCUGUCUGACUUUUAAAGUAUAAUAAAACACUGAGAUGUGUUGGGUUUGUGAGGCAAUUUCGGUGAGUCUCUUGUUAUGCCACUGAAUGUCUGAAUUAAACUCAUGCUUGAUUUUCAAAGCUUCGCUCUUCUUUUCUUUUUAUCUUUCCGAGUUGUUGCGUUGUUUCAGUGUGAAUACUUGUUAUUUAGUUGUUAUAGUGGUUAGGCUUCUCUAUAAUUGUAAAAAUACUUCUUGCUCGCGUUUGAUUUGUUUGCACUGCUGUGGGCGUCAUGUCACGAACGUUUGGGAAACAUAGAACCCUCCAGCUGAGUUGAACUUUCAAGUCUCGGGAAUCUAUGAACAUUUUCAAUUGUUUGACUGUCUUGAGUUAUAUACUGUAUUCACUAAAAAAAUGCGUUGAUCUAUCCUUCAAGUAUUUUCAGGUUAACGAGGGAAAACAUCUAAAGUAUUUGGUUUCUCAAUCCAUGUUAAUUUCCGGAACUUUCACUCAGGAAUAGAAUGCUUUCUUUUGCUGUCGUUGUUCUUUUCAC
Messenger RNA from Pocillopora meandrina, 10360 nucleotides. NCBI's taxonomy places the organism in Eukaryota, Metazoa, Cnidaria, Anthozoa, Scleractinia, Pocilloporidae. The record is from the annotation of a GenBank genome assembly.